This is a messenger RNA of Talaromyces amestolkiae, 828 nucleotides long. RefSeq lists its product as uncharacterized. The transcript has a single exon. The record is from RefSeq and is a predicted model, not a curated record. Bases 1 to 828 code for a protein of 275 amino acids. NCBI's taxonomy places the organism in Eukaryota, Fungi, Ascomycota, Eurotiomycetes, Eurotiales, Trichocomaceae.
AUGGCUUUGUCUUCUCCAGAUUAUGAACGAAUGACGCGAGACGAGCUCCGACAAGUAGACGGAGUUAUUAAAGAACUGGACAAAAGAAAGCCAUUCGACGGUUCCAAUCAGCCCAGAACGGAGGCUCGAAUCAUCGAAUACAUGAAAAAGAAAGGAUUGUCCGAUGAUGAGAGAUGGAAACUACUACAGAUGACGAGAGACAAUACGUUCAGUCCACGCAACUUCCGCGACCUCCUACCGGGAAUGGAAGCACCAUAUGCAUACGCACAGAAAGGGUCGUACAACCAAGAGUGGACUACGAACGCACGUAUAAUAUACUUGAGAAAGGAGCUCGUCAGGAAAACGCCCAUCGAGACAAUCCUUGCUUAUCGGACGAUUUCCGGAAUUGGGGGGUCAAAUGGAGGCACACCUGGAAUUGGGGGUUCAAGUGGAGGCACACCUGGAAUGGGAGGAUCAAAUGGAGGCACACCUGGAAUGGGGGGUUCGACUGGAAGCACGUCCAAACCGAAAGCUCCAAAGAAGCCCAAGGCUCCGAAAGUUCCGAAAGCACUAUCAGUAAUAGCACGAGAGGAGUCCAAAUUCAUCUCCGACAAUAUCUUCACUCCGGAGUAUGGCCUCCCACCUGUUGCGGCGGAGUUUUUCGGUACUGGUCUGGUGAUUAAACAUUGUGCAGAUGAACAUGCACGUAAUUGGAAACCAUUCGCAACUUCACCCUCCUCCUCGCUGGGACCCUUCAAGAUUACAAAUAAUGCGCUAACACCGCUUGAUAAAUUGGAAGCGAUAGCAGGACCAAAGAGCUCACUAUGGAAUCUCAUACCAAACACAUGA